This is a messenger RNA of Juglans microcarpa x Juglans regia, 1315 nucleotides long. Its product is annotated as protein TONNEAU 1a-like. NCBI's taxonomy places the organism in Eukaryota, Viridiplantae, Streptophyta, Magnoliopsida, Fagales, Juglandaceae. The transcript is spliced from 8 exons. The coding region runs from base 137 to 937 and encodes 266 amino acids. The record is from RefSeq and is a predicted model, not a curated record. Gene Ontology annotation, molecular function: protein binding.
UCAUCAUACCCACCUUCCCUGCUCGUUUACUCUCUCUCUCUCUCUCUCUCUCCCUCCCUCUCCCUCCUUCGAAGCAAAGCGUCGGAAACCUGCGACAGCGAGUGAGCAGAACACGAAAAACCCCGUUCAAACUCAAAUGGACGACUACACGAGGGAGAUGAUGGACCUCAAGACCCUCGUCACUCGGACCCUUGAGAAGAAGGGCGUCCUCGCCAAGAUCCGGGCUGAACUCAGAGCAAGUGUUUUUGAGGCAAUUGAAGAGGAGGAUCGUGUAAUUGAAAAGGAAGAAGGUUUGCCUCCUGCAUUACUAGGUAGCUGCAACGAUCGUGCAAAACAACUUCAUGCUUCUCCCUCAGGAAGGCUACUUUCUGCUCUUAUAUGCGAGUACUUGGACUGGGCCCAACUAAAUCAUACACUAAAAGUAUAUUUGCCUGAGUGUAAUUUGCAAAAGGAUUCCUGGAAAACGGAAUUGAAAGAAUUUAGUAGCAAGAAUGGAUAUGAUCUCAACAGAAAUGGUGAUAGUGGUCCUUUGCUUUUAGAUGUGCUUGAAGGAUUCUUGAAGUUUGAGAAUCUAUCCCAAGCAAGGGGUACAGGAAGAAGAUUAACUGCUCCCGAAGCUGAAUCCUUAUCCAAUUUAGAGUCCAGGAGCACUCGGAGGCCUUCCUCAUCAUCUGUUGCUGGGGGCCUACCCCCACUGGGAAGGCAUGUUCCUGCUUCCCAGGCAUCUGAUCGUAGAGGGGGGUCCUCGAUGUCUGGAUACAGGAAGGAUGACUAUAAUUGGAGAUAUGACAGUGACGAGCUCCCAGAGGAUGUAAUUCGAGCAUCAGCUGCCUUGGAGAACCUUCAGCUGGAUAGAAAAGCUCGAAAUCUGACUACAUCUUGGCGGCAUGCUGGGGAUGGAAUCAGUGAGGAUGAUGGCCGGGCUGACCAUAUGUAGCCGAAUGACAUCCUUUGUAUGACUGCAGGUGAACGUUAAUGGAUUUUUAUUUUUUCAACCUUCAAUGAAGACCAUCAAAUGAGGGUUGUGAUAUCAUGUAAACUGAAGUGUCUCGGGAUGUGAUUCAGUGCUUUGAUUGAGUUUUAUUGUAUUUUAUCUUUUUAUUUUCUGUUGGUAUGUAAAAUUCAUGUUAGUGAUGUUGUGGGAAUUUAACUAUCAAAAAGGGAACAGCUAGUGACUAUCUGGGAAAACUGGCCUGAAGGCAGAAAGCCUUCCUUUUGGUUAGAACAUGCAUCUCAAGUUCGGGCUUGUGCGUGUUUUCGCCGAGAAAAACUGUAUUAGAACAGUGGUAACGAAGAAAUAGAUUGGUUUGGAUUA